AUGCCCGUUGAUCCAAGCAACGUAUUAGAAUUUUUACUUUAUGCUCUCUCCAUACACAAGCUAAAGCAAUCCAAAAUAUUUCGAAUUCAUUCACUGUAUGAUCGUCGUUCAUUAUUACCUUGGCGACGAAAUACAAAUAGCAAUCAACCAUCGAACGGAAGAUCUUUGCCACAACUCGACAGAGACACUUUACUAGAAGAUUCUGCAGUAAUUCGUUAUAGUGGCAAUGAUAGACUCUGA
Messenger RNA from Adineta ricciae, 240 nucleotides. NCBI's taxonomy places the organism in Eukaryota, Metazoa, Rotifera, Eurotatoria, Adinetida, Adinetidae. The record is from the annotation of a GenBank genome assembly.